AUGGGCGCCCUGCACUGGUGGGACCAGCUGCAGGCUGGCAGCUCGGAGGUGGACUGGCGCGAGGACAACUACACCAUCGUGCCUGCUGUCGCCGAGUUCUAUAACACGAUCAGCAAUGUCUUAUUUUUCAUUUUACCGCCCAUCUGCAUGUGCUUGUUUCGUCAGUAUGCAACAUGCUUCAACAGCGGCAUCUACUUAAUCUGGACCUUGGUUGUAGCGGGAAUUGGAUCCGUCUACUUCCAUGCAACCCUUAGUUUCCUGGGUCAGAUGCUUGAUGAACUUGCAGUCCUUUGGGUUCUGAUGUGUGCUUUGGUCAUGUGGUUCCCCAGAAGGUAUCUACCAAAGAUCUUUCGGAAUGACCAGGGUAGGUUCAAGGUGGUGGUCUGUGUCCUGUCUGCAGUUACCACGUGCCUGGCAUUUGUCAAGCCUGCCAUCAACAACAUCUCUCUGAUGACCCUGGGAGUUCCUUGCGCUGCACUGCUCAUCACAGAGCUAAAGAGGUGUGACAACAUGCGUGUGUUUAAGCUGGGCCUCUUCUCGGGCCUCUGGUGGACCCUGGCCCUGUUCUGCUGGAUCAGUGACCGAGCUUUCUGUGAGCUGCUGUCAUCCUUCAACUUCCCCUACCUGCACUGCAUGUGGCACAUCCUCAUCUGCCUUGCUGCCUACCUGGGCUGUGUAUGCUUUGCCUACUUUGAUGCUGCCUCAGAGAUUCCUGAGCAAGGCCCUGUCAUCAAAUUCUGGCCCAGUGAGAAAUGGGCCUUCAUUGGUGUCCCCUAUGUGUCCCUCCUGUGUGCCAACAAGAAAUCAUCAGUCAAGACCACGUGA
Gorilla gorilla gorilla (western lowland gorilla) is the source of this 825-nucleotide messenger RNA. RefSeq names its product alkaline ceramidase 2-like. The record is from RefSeq and is a predicted model, not a curated record. Gene Ontology annotation, biological process: sphingosine biosynthetic process; ceramide catabolic process. Gene Ontology annotation, cellular component: Golgi membrane. Gene Ontology annotation, molecular function: N-acylsphingosine amidohydrolase activity. NCBI's taxonomy places the organism in Eukaryota, Metazoa, Chordata, Mammalia, Primates, Hominidae.